This is a messenger RNA of Closterium sp. Naga37s-1, 696 nucleotides long. The record is from the annotation of a GenBank genome assembly. Lineage: Eukaryota; Viridiplantae; Streptophyta; Zygnematophyceae; Desmidiales; Closteriaceae.
AUGAUGCAAUCUAUUAGUUCUAGGGUGGAUGUUAAUUUUCCCUUUGCACUUCCCCAAACCAACCCAAAUAUCUCCACCUCCUCCCACCUCGUCAUCACCUUUCCUCUCCCACCCACCUGUUGCCUCUCCCUCCCAACCACCCACCUCGUCAUCGCCUCUCCCUCCCUCCUUCCAUCGCUGCUCCCCUCGACCCCGCCGCCAUCCACUCUCUAUCCCACAGCGCCAUCCCCUCUCCUUCCCACCCGCCGUCUCCUCUCCCUCCAACCCGCCGUCGCCGCUCCCUCCUCCCGCCGUCGUCACUCCAUCCCACCCCCCCAUCGCCGCUCCCCCCCUCCCGCCGUCGCUGCUCCCUCCCUCUCGCCGUCGCCGCUCCCUCUCUCCCGCCGUCGCCGCUCCCUCCUCCCCCCGUCGCCUCUCCCUCCCAUCUCGCCGUCGCCUCUCCCUCCCAUCCCGCCGUCAUCCCUCCCUCUCACUUCGCCGUCGCCGGUGACAGGUCACGAGCGAGCUGGUGCGCGAGCGGGGGCUGGUUCGCGGUGCGCGAGUGCAGGCUCUAGCGCCGUGGGCGCUUACGCUCAGGGUGCUGGUGCCGUUGGCACAGGCGCCCUGUGCGCUUGCGCCAUUGGCGCGGACCCCGUGGGCGCGAGCGCUUGGGCCGCUGGCUCCUUGGGCGUGAGGGCGAUGGGUGCUGGCCCCUAA